AUGGACGACGCCCGCAAAGGCGACGCCGCGCUCAGCGCAAGCAAGCCCGAAGAAGCGAUUGAGCACUACACCAAGGCUCUUUCAGUCAAUCCCGCAGCCGUCAAGUACUACAUCGGUCGCGCCACAGCUUACCAGCGUACUUCCAAAUAUGCCGAGUCCCUCAGCGACGCCGAACUCGCCGUCGUCUUCGCUAAGAAACGCGGCUCGCGCGAACUCAUCAAGGACGCCCAAUUCCGACGCGCCGUCGCCUUGUUCCACCUCGGAAAAUACGCAGAUGCCGAGUACUUGCUGAAGAUUGUGAAGGGGCUUGAUGAAAAGGACAAGAUGCUGCCCAUCUGGGAGGCCAAGGUCGCAACCAAGCUGAAGGAUGUUCCGCACGACGAUGAGAAGAGGAGCAUCACUAUCAAGGAGACACCAGACGUCGACAUGCCCAGUACUCCAGCACCUGCUGCACCCCCCAAGGCUUCAGAGCCCGCUUCGACCCCAGUCCAGGCCCCAAAGCCUGUUGCGCCGACCCCGAAAGACAAGAUCAAGACUGACUGGUACCAGUCGCCUGAAGUUGUCACGCUUACUAUCAUGGCCAAAGGCAUACCCAACGACAAACUGAGCGUCGAGUUCGAAGAACGAUCCGUGUCCGUCUCGUUCCCCAUCGUCGGCUCAUCGUCAGAAUACAGCUACAGCGCCGACCCUCUAUACGAAAAGAUCGACCCCUCGCAAUCCAAAUUCCGAGUCACGCCCACCAAGUUGGAGAUUACAAUGCGAAAGGCAACUACCGGUCUGAAAUGGCAUGACCUCGAGCGUCCCGACGGCCACGUUACCACUACCCAAGCCUCCGAUGCGACUCUCGCCGUCCGCACCACCAAGGACACAGCUCCUGCAUACCCAACAUCCUCCAAGUCAGGCGCAAAGAAUUGGGACAAGGUGGUAGUCAAUGAUCUCGACGACAAAGACGAAAUUGAAGGCGAUGAGACAUCGCACUUUUUCAAGCAGCUGUACAGCGGCGCUACACCUGAGCAGCAGCGCGCCAUGAUGAAAAGCUACCAGGAAAGCGGUGGUACAGUGUUGAGCACCGACUGGAGCAACGUUGGCAACAAGACCGUGGUACCCGAACCACCUGAGGGCAUGGAGGCGAAGAAAUAUUCUGGAUAA
Molecule: messenger RNA, 1149 nt
Organism: Alternaria arborescens
Lineage: Eukaryota; Fungi; Ascomycota; Dothideomycetes; Pleosporales; Pleosporaceae
Exons: 1
Coding region: 1-1149 (382 amino acids)
Biological process (GO): protein stabilization
Molecular function (GO): protein-folding chaperone binding
Source: RefSeq, a predicted model, not a curated record